AUGCCUUUCAACACAGCUUUGACACGAAAGCUGGGGAUUCGGGUCCCUGUCGUCCAGGGUGGUAUGCAAUGGGUGGGAUACGCCGAGCUGGCCUCGGCUGUCAGUAACGCAGGUGGACUUGGAUUGCUCACAGCCCUCACCCAACCGACCCCCGAAGACCUCCGCAAAGAAAUUCGGAGAUGCCGCACCAUGACCAAAUACCCCUUCGGUGUGAACCUGACCCUCCUGCCGGCCUUGGUCCCUCCCGACUACGCCGCCUAUGCCCAGGUGAUCAUCGAUGAGGGCAUCAAGAUCGUCGAAACAGCCGGAAACAACCCGGGUCCCGUGAUUACGCAGUUGAAGAAGGCCGGUACCAUCAUCCUGCACAAGUGCACGACGAUUCGCCAUGCCAAGUCCGCCGUUAAGCUGGGUGUGGACUUCCUCUCCAUCGAUGGGUUCGAGUGUGCCGGUCACGUCGGUGAGCACGAUAUCACGAACUUUAUUCUGCUCAGCCGUGCUCGCCAGGAGCUCGGCGUGCCGUUCAUCGCCUCUGGUGGAUUUGCCGAUGGCCAGGGCCUUGCUGCUGCCCUGGCACUUGGCGCCGAGGGUAUCAACAUGGGUACUAGAUUUAUGAGCACUGUCGAGGCCCCCAUUCACCACAACAUUAAGGAAACUAUUGUCAAAGCGCAAGAAACGGACACUGCUCUGGUGCUACGUCGCUGGAAGAAUACUACCCGUCUGUUUGGUAACAAGGUCACUCAAGAUGCCCUGAAGGUUGAGAGAGAGAGCAAGACUGGAGAGUUCAGUGAGAUCGGUCCCUAUGUUAGCGGCCAGCGGGGCCGUCAGGUCUUCAUCAACGGCGAUCCUGAUUUCGGGGUGUGGACUGCUGGCCAAGUCAUUGGCCUGAUUCAUGACAUCCCCACUUGCGCCGAUUUGCUCACUCGCAUCGAGCGGGAGGCUGUGGAGGCCAUGGGCCGGACCAAGUCUCUUUACACCGAUGCCCCUGCCAGCAAACUUUGA
Molecule: messenger RNA, 999 nt
Organism: Penicillium olsonii
Lineage: Eukaryota; Fungi; Ascomycota; Eurotiomycetes; Eurotiales; Aspergillaceae
Source: the annotation of a GenBank genome assembly